Molecule: messenger RNA, 6887 nt
Organism: Oncorhynchus kisutch (coho salmon)
Lineage: Eukaryota; Metazoa; Chordata; Actinopteri; Salmoniformes; Salmonidae
Product: transient receptor potential cation channel subfamily M member 1
Exons: 29
Coding region: 720-5450 (1576 amino acids)
Biological process (GO): protein tetramerization; monoatomic cation transmembrane transport; metal ion transport
Cellular component (GO): plasma membrane
Molecular function (GO): calcium channel activity
Source: RefSeq, a predicted model, not a curated record
CAUGUCGUUUCAUAUCUGCUGGGCUUCAGUGGGUUAGGAGGACCCGGGUGAGAGCAGCCAGAGAGCUGGAGCUAGGGCUGGGCUGGUGUGAAGUUUCUUCAGAGUUCUUAGAGUUAUUGAGAGUUCUUAGAUUUAUUGAGAGUUCUUAGAGUUAUUGAGAGUUCUUGAGUUCUAAGAGAGUUUUUGAGUUCUUAGAGAGUUCUUGAGUUCUUGAGUUCUAAGAGAGUUCUUGAGUUCUAAGAGAGUUCUUGAGUUCUAAGAGAGUUCUUGAGUUCUAAGAGAGUUCUUGAGUUCUUAGAGAGUUCUUGAGUUCUUAGAGUUCUUGAGUUCUAAGAGAGUUCUUGAGUUCUUAGAGAGUUCUUGAGUUCUUAGAGAGUUCUUGAGUUCUAAGAGAGAUCUUGAGUUCUAAGAGAGUUCUUGAGUUUUAAGAGAGUUCUUGAGUUCUAAGAGAGUUCUUGAGUUCUUCUUUACUAGUAGUUGGGUGUUGAGUUACUCUUGUGCUCCUCUUGAAGUUUCAACUGGUUGCUCUUCAACUCAGGGCCCACAAAGCUUGGAUUGAGAAGACGUUUCAGAAAAGAGAGUGUAUCCAAAUAUUUCCCAGCAAAGAACCAAACAGGUGCAGUUGUGGUCAGGUAGUGAACCAGCAUGUGGCCAUCAUCCCGGGGGCGACCACUAGGGCAGCGGAAGAGGCAGGUCAGAUCGGUCAGGGGGCGGUGCCCAUGGAACGCUGGUCCGUGCUUAAACACACACAGGCCACGCCCACAGACACAUACGGCAUCAUGGAGUUUCAGGGAGGAGGACAUGUCAACAAGGCCAUGUACAUCCGUGUGGCGUACGAUUCCAAACCAGACAACAUGCUCCACCUGAUGGUGAAAGACUGGCAGCUGGAGCUCCCCACCCUGCUCAUCUCCGUCCACGGGGGACUGCAGAACUUUGACUUGCAGCCCAAACUAAAACAGGUGUUUGGAAAGGGUCUGAUCCAGGCUGCGGUCACCACCGGAGCCUGGAUACUCACUGGUGGAGUCAGCACUGGGGUGAUCCGGCAUGUAGGAGAUGCGUUGAAGGACCACUCCUCAAAGUCCAGGGGGAAAGUAUGUGCCAUCGGGAUCGCUCCAUGGGGCAUCGUGGAGAACAAGGAGGAUCUGAUAGGAAGAGACGUGACACGUCCGUACCAGGCCAUGUCCAACCCCAUGUCCAAGCUGUCUGUCCUCAACAACAGCCACUCCCACUUCAUCCUAGCAGAUAACGGGACCCACGGAAAGUACGGCGCAGAGGUCCGUCUUCGCCGUCAGCUGGAGAAACACAUCUCCCUGCAGAAGAUCAACACACGUCUGGGUCAGGGGGUGCCUCUGGUCUGUCUGAUCCUGGAGGGGGGUCCCAACGUCAUCUCCAUAGUCCUGGAGAGCCUGAGGGAGGACCCCCCUGUCCCGGUGGUGGUCUGUGACGGCAGUGGACGGGCCUCUGACAUCAUCUCCUUCGCACACAGAUACUCUGAGGACGACGGCUUGGUCAGUGAUAGCGUGAAGGACCAGCUCCUGGUCACCAUCCAGAAGACGUUUAACUACAACCGUGGUCAGGCCCAGCAGAUCUUCCUCAUGGUGUUGGAAUGUAUGAAGAAACGAUCUCUGAUCACUGUGUUUCGUAUGGGCUCAGAGGGCCAGCAGGAUAUCGAGAUGUCCAUACUGACAGCCUUGCUCAAAGGCACCAAUGCCUCUGCCCCUGACCAGCUGAGUCUAGCCCUGGCCUGGAACAGAGUGGACAUCGCUAGGAGCCAGAUCUUCGUCUACGGUCACCACUGGCCCAUGAGUGGCAACGCGGCCAACACCACGGCAUCCCAGGAGAAGACCAAGAGCCCGGUCCCAGCCCGCGGUGGAGGUGGUGGGGCAGGGAAGGGCAAGGCCAGGGUCAAGAAGGGCAAAGGAGGCAAGGCCAAACCUGAACCUCCGGAAGAGACGGACCCCAGGAAGCUGGAGCUACGCAACUGGGUGAACUCUCUGGAGCAGGCCAUGAUGGAUGCCCUGGUGCUGGACAGGGUGGACUUCGUCAAGCUGCUGAUAGAAAACGGUGUCAACAUCCACCACUUCCUCACCAUCCCCCGUCUGGAGGAACUCUACAACACGAGGCUGGGCCCAACGAAUACACUGCACUUUGUAGUUAGAGACGUUAAAAAGGGAAAUCUUCCACCGGAUUACCAGAUCACCUUGAUCGAUAUCGGAUUGGUCCUGGAGUUCCUGAUGGGCGGGGCUUAUCGCUGUAACUACACCAGGAAACAGUUCCGCACCCUCUACAACAACCUUUACGGUUUAAAAAGACCGAAAGCUUUAAAAAUGUUAGGACUGGAGGACGACGAGCCUGGAGGAAAAGGCAAGAGGAAGAAGAAGAAGAAGAAAGAGGAAGAGAUCGACAUCGAUGUGGACGACCCGGAGGUCAGCCGCUUCCAGUACCCGUUCCAUGAGCUGAUGGUGUGGGCCGUUCUCAUGAAGCGUCAGAAGAUGGCUCUGUUCCUGUGGAAGAGGGGGGAAGAGGCCAUGGCCAAAGCUCUGGUGGCCUGUAAGCUGUACAAGGCCAUGGCCCACGAGUCGUCUCAGAGUGAACUGGUGGACGACAUCUUCCAGGACCUGGAAAACAAUUCCAAAGAGUUUGGCCAGCUGGCCUACGAGCUCCUAGACCAGUCCUAUAAGCACGAUGAGCAGGUGGCCAUGAAACUACUGACCUAUCAGCUAAAGAACUGGAGCGACUCUACCUGCCUGAAACUGGCUGUAGCCGCCAAGCACAGAGACUUCAUCGCCCACACCUGCAGUCAGAUGCUGCUCACUGAUAUGUGGAUGGGAUGUCUGAGAAUGGGCAAGAGGAACGGGUUCAAGGUGAUAUUUGGCAUCAUUUUCCCACCUUCGAUUCUCCUCAUGGAUUUUCGACUCGGGGAGGAAGUGACAUGUCAAGCCCCAGCGGAGAACGAAGAAGAAGCGAAGGACAAAGACGAUGACAAUAAAUCCAGCAAGGAAGUGAAUGCUGAUGGGGUGUCCAGAAAGGGGGAUGAAGAAGAAAGUGCCGUAAAAAAGAGAAGAGUUCCAAUCGGAAAGAAGAUCUAUGAAUUCUACAACACUCCUUUCACCAAAUUCUGGUUCAACACGAUCUCCUACCUUGCCUACCUGUGUUUGUACAACUACAUCAUCCUGGUCAAGAUGGAACGCUGGCCGUCCCUGCAGGAGUGGAUCGUCAUCUCUUACAUCAUCACUCUGGGAAUGGAGAAAGUCAGACAGAUCCUGAUGUCAGAGCCGGGGAAGCUGAAGCAGAAGAUCAACGUUUGGGCCGAAGAGUACUGGAACAUCACAGACGCGGCGGCCAUCUUUACCUUCCUCCUGGGCCUGAUGCUGAGGCUGCAGAGCGAGCCCCUGUUGGGCAUCGGACGGGUCAUCUACUGCGUGGACAUUAUCUUCUGGUACAUCAGGGUGCUCGACAUCUUCGGGGUCAACAAGUACCUGGGCCCCUACGUCAUGAUGAUCGGGAAAAUGAUGAUUGACAUGUUGUACUUCGUGGUGAUCAUGCUGGUGGUGUUGAUGAGUUUCGGCGUGGCGCGGCAGGCCAUCCUGCACCCUGAUGAGAUCCCAACAUGGCGUCUGGCCAGGAACAUCUUCUACAUGCCUUACUGGAUGAUCUAUGGGGAAGUGUUCGCUGACUCCAUAGACCUCUAUGCAAUGGAAAUCAAUCCACCAUGUGGUGAUAACAUGUACGAUGAGGAUGGGAAGAAGCUACCUCCUUGUAUCCCCGGAGCCUGGCUCACUCCAGCCAUCAUGGCCUGCUACCUGCUGGUGGCCAACAUCCUCCUGGUCAACUUACUCAUCGCUGUCUUCAACAACACCUUCUUAGAGGUCAAGUCCGUCUCCAACCAGAUCUGGAAGUUCCAGCGUUACCAGCUGAUCAUGAAGUUCCACGACCGGCCCCUCCUCCCUCCGCCCCUCAUCAUCUUCAGCCACAUCCAUAUCGUUCUGAAACACGUCUGUCGUCGCUGCAAGAGGAGAACAGAGGGAGAGCAGGACGACAGGGACAACAAAGGACUACAGCUGCUGCUGAACGCCGAGGAGCUGAAGGCUCUGUAUGACUUCGAGGAGCAGUGUGUGGAGGAGUAUUUCAGAGAGAAGGAGGACGAGGAGCAGUCGUCUAGCAACGAACGCAUCCGGGUCACAUCGGAGAGGGUGGAGAACAUGUCGAUGCGUCUGGAGGAGGUGAACGAGAGGGAGCACUCCAUGAAGGCUUCCCUGCAGACGGUGGACCUGCGACUGGGUCAGCUGGAGGAGUUCUCUGGACGUAUGAUGAACGCCCUGGAGAAGCUGGCCGGGGUGGACCACAACGACCUGGUCAGAACCCAGUCGGGGGUCUCCUCAGUCUGCGACACGUCCUCUCUGCUCCGUCACAGCUCCAUCAACAGCUCUGACGGCUACAGUCUGUACCGGUACCACCUGGAGAUGGGAGAUGACACCCGCUCUGAGGCUGGGGACAUCAGGAGCCCUGAGAGGAAGGGGAGCCAGAGGAAGGUGGUUGAGAGGAAACGGAGUAUGAGAGAAACCACGACCGGCAUCACGGCCUCUGUGAAGGAGUACGGAGCCACGUUAGACGUGGUGGGCCCCAGAGAGAGGAAUCAUUCCAGCUCCAGUGUCUCUGUCUGCGAAGGGGCGAAGGAAACCCCAACCCAGAGGCCUGAGGUUCCUACAGAGCCUUUUCCACUGCCCUGCAGCCCUGCAGCCUCGAUGGACGCAGCCCUGGAGAAGGCAGGAGUGACCACGGAGAAGAUCAAGCUAGAAGCAACCAUCUCAUACCCUCUGGAGAGGGUCAGGUCCCUGCAGUACCAGUCACCCGAGACCCACAGUGACUGUCUCACCUCCAGGCCCAGAUCCAGGAGCACUAUGGUGUACAACCCAGCCGAUGGGGGAGAUGAGGGGGCUACUUGGGCCACAGACGUCAACAACCUCACAGGGGAUCAGGAAACGGUUACCUCCAGAUCUCCGACUAUUGGUCACUGGGCAGCGCGCUUCGAGUACAAAGUCCACCCCUGCCCGUUCGGCCACAUGCCCAAAGUCUCCAUGGAGAAGCUAGUCCCCACCACCACAGACACAAAGGACGAGGCAGAGGCCAAAGAGACAACGACAGACAGUGAACCACAGGAGCCAGGGAAGAGUCAGUCAGAGAGCAACCAAGAUGGAGGUGAGGAGAAACAGGAAGCGGAGGCUAAAGAUACUGGUGGAGGCCUUCUGCUUGUGGCAGAGGACAGGAUGUAUCCAUCACUGAGGUCUAAGAGCCUGAACACCAACCCCAGGAAAGUGAAGGCCAGAGGGGACUGGGCACAGAGAACCAAGUCAGACAGCAGUGUUAAAGACCUAACAGCUAUGUUAGGAGGGACUGGGGAGACAGAGACAGAGGUAGAGACAGAGGUAGAGACUGACAGACAGUAUUAAAGACCUAACAGCUAUGUUAGGAGGGACUGGGGAGACAGAGACAGAGGUAGAGAUAGAGACUGACAGACAGUAUUUAAGACCUAACAGCUAUGUUAGGAGUGACUGGGGAGACAGAGACAGAGGUAGAGACAGAGACAGAGGUAGAGACAGAGGUAGAGACUGACAGACAGUAUUAAAGACCUAACAGCUAUGUUAGGAGGGACUGGGGAGACAGAGACAGAGGUAGAGACUGACAGACAGUAUUAAAGACCUAACAGCUAUGUUAGGAGGGACUGGGGAGACAGAGACAGAGGUAGAGACAGAGACAGAGGUAGAGACAGAGGUAGAGACUGACAGACAGUAUUAAAGACCUAACAGCUAUGUUAGGAGGGACUGGGGAGACAGAGACAGAGGUAGAGACAGAGACAGAGGUAGAGACUGACAGACAGUAUUAAAGACCUAACAGCUAUGUUAGGAGGGACUGGGGAGACAGAGACAGAGAUAGAGACUGACAGACAGUAUUAAAGACCUAACAGCUAUGUUAGGAGGGACUGGGGAGACAGAGACAGAGGUAGAGACAGAGACAGAGGUAGAGACAGAGGUAGAGACUGACAGACAGUAUUAAAGACCUAACAGCUAUGUUAGGAGGGACUGGGGAGACAGAGACAGAGGUAGAGACAGACAGACAGUAUUAAAGACCUAACAGCUAUGUUAGGAGGGACUGGGGAGACAGAGACAGAGGUAGAGACAGACAGACAGUAUUAAAGACCUAACAGCUAUGUUAGGAAGGACUGGGGAGACAGAGACAGAGGUAGAGACAGAGACAGAGGUAGAGACAGAGGUAGAGACUGACAGACAGUAUUAAAGACCUAACAGCUAUGUUAGGAGGGACUGGGGAGACAGAGGUAGAGACUGACAGAAAGACAAAAAGCCUCAAAGACAGAACACCUGUGAAUGACUUCUGAUGAUGUCUGACUGGUAUUACUCACUGUGGAAUGGAAUAAACUAGCCAAUGGUGUGUGGUAGAGCUGAGCAGCGCUGAACUACUGUCUGAGACCCAGGAAUGUUGCAUAUCUUGGUUUUUCCAAAUCAUUCCAGUUGAUGGGGACAGCUUUGAGCGAGCGAAUGGCGAAAGUGCGGUGAUUAUUGAGUUGUUGUUAAAUGUUUAUUUGUUGUUAAAUGUUUAUUUGUUUUUAAAUGUUUAUUGUAUUAGAUGUAUUUCAUGUUGAUUAAUCAGGCAAAUAACAUUGCAGAUACAGACAUCUUAUAAAGAUAAGGGAUAUUUGUAUUCAUCUCAAAUGGAAAUCAUUACACAAACAAGGUAAGAGACAAGGCAUAGUUUUUCCAAACAUUUGUUUGAUCCUUAAAAAUGGGUAAAAAGGGACAAUUAUAACGAUCUCUGUGUAACAGAUUGAAUAACGUUGUAUUCUGAAAUAAAUAAAAAAUUAAUUAUUUGAA